Sinocyclocheilus rhinocerous is the source of this 1360-nucleotide messenger RNA. Its product is annotated as insulin-like growth factor-binding protein 1. Lineage: Eukaryota; Metazoa; Chordata; Actinopteri; Cypriniformes; Cyprinidae. The coding region runs from base 116 to 844 and encodes 242 amino acids. The record is from RefSeq and is a predicted model, not a curated record. Gene Ontology annotation, biological process: regulation of insulin-like growth factor receptor signaling pathway. Gene Ontology annotation, molecular function: insulin-like growth factor I binding; insulin-like growth factor II binding. The transcript is spliced from 4 exons. Gene Ontology annotation, cellular component: extracellular region.
UCAAUGGUUAACUCCUCUGAGGUCAUGUCACGGUAUAAAACACGGCACACACGCACCGAGAGCAGAUCUGACAUACAGCAGCAGAUAUUGGCUUCAGCACAUCUCUGGUUCUGCUAUGAGAAGGCUGUGUGUGUUGGUGUUGUUGGUGAGCGUCCUCGUCUGUCCGGCGGAUCUUUCUCCGGUGAUCGGGCCUGAACCCAUCCGCUGUGCUCCAUGCUCUCCGGAGCAGCUGGACUCCUGCCCCGCCGUGUCCUCGGACUGUCCGGAGGUGCUGCGAGAGCCGGGCUGCGGAUGCUGCUCGUCCUGCGCGCUGAAGAAAGGAGAGUCCUGCGGUGUUUAUACGGCUCACUGCGGCGCCGGCCUGCGCUGCGUCCCGAGACCCGGCGACCCGCGGCCGCUCCACGCUCUGACCCGCGGACACGCCGUCUGCACUGAGGACGACCGCACAGAAGAUGACCCGGACAUCACGUCUGACCAGGGCUCCCUGCAGCACCUGCUGGGCCUCAACCGGCCGCUGGACCCGCGGGACGCAGCGGAGGCUCAGGAGAGCAUCAAGGCCAAAGUCAACGCCAUCCGCAAGAAACUGAUCCAACAGGGUCCGUGUCACACGGAGCUGCAUGCUUCUCUGGAUCUUAUCACUGAAUCGCAGCAGAUGUUAGGAGAGAAGUUCACCAGCUUUUACCUGCCCAACUGUGACAAGCACGGAUUCUACAAGGCCAAACAGUGUGAGACGUCUCUGGAGGGCCAGCCUCCCCGCUGCUGGUGUGUGUCGUCCUGGAACGGGAAGAGAAUCCGUGAGGAUCUGGCGUCUGAUUCCCAGUGUCCUCAGGAGCUCACGCACUGAACCGAAGCUGCAGAUCAUUUCACUUAUGUACCAUAUUUAUUCUUAUGUAUAUGGCUCUUAUGUGGUUAAUAUUUAUGAACUAGUUUUUGACAGAAUUCUACCAGAAUGAAUGAAACGCACUAGAAAACAUGGUGUUUUACGCUCCACAAUGACACAACAGUAUGAUAUUUUAUGACAAGUCUGUGAUUCUGUCUCAGUCUUUGUUCGCUGUGGUUUUUCCUGACCACUUUAAUUCAGUAUAACUGUUUUUGCACCGCAAAUGUCCAAGGUGAACCUGUUUGGACGCUGAUAGUCUGUAAACAGUUUCAUGUGUUUGUUUUCUGUAAGCUCAGUUUUAAUUGCUAUUUUAUUUGAUUAUGUAUUUAAAACAGAUGUCUACCUCACAUUAGACAUGACGUCUUUAUGGACUCCCUGAAUGCAUUUAACAUUUAAGAGUGCUGCUCUAUUUAUUCUGAAACCAUUAUUUUAUUGGAUGUAAAUGUGUGUGUGUAUAUAACCUCAUGAGUUUAUUUCAAU